AUGCACGACGCCCGAUACAUCGGAUCUGAAGGCUAUACCCAAAACUGUGUCAUCUCAGAGGAACAGAAAGUGGUGAGUGGGGAAGGGCACACGCUUUUUACUAGAACAGUUGCUCGGAGGAACAUGAAACUCUGGCCCCAAAAUCCACCCACGUUCACGGAUGCAUUGGAUCAGUACACCGAAGAAAUUCAGAGAGUGGCAAACAUUGCGUUUGAGUCAAUAGGAAAGAGUUUGAAACUUGAUAAACUCAGUGACAAUUUUAAGGAUUGCCAGCAAUCAAUAAGAAUUAACUACUACCCUCCAUGUCCUCAUGCAAGCAAUGUGGUGAGACUUGCCCCACACACUGAUAGUGUAGGCCUAACAGUGUUACUUCAAGUGAAUGAAGUUGAUGGAUUGCAGUUUAAAAAGAAUGGUGUUUGGCUUCCAAUCAAUCCACCCCCUGGUGCUCUCAUUGUUAACUGUGGAGAUAUCAUUGAGAUAAUGAGCAAUGGGAAAUACAAGAGCCUUGAACACAGGGCUGUUGUAAAUUCAGAGCAAGAACGCUUUUCAAUUGGCACAUUUCAUGGCCCGAGCGUUGAGGCCCACUUCCUGCAGAGACACCUGGGAAAAGUGAACCAGUUUACUAUAAGACUGUUAGCUUCGAGGAUUAUUAUAGGAUGGUGUUUGCUCAUAUAG
Molecule: messenger RNA, 675 nt
Organism: Dioscorea cayenensis subsp. rotundata (Guinea yam)
Lineage: Eukaryota; Viridiplantae; Streptophyta; Magnoliopsida; Dioscoreales; Dioscoreaceae
Product: protein SRG1-like
Exons: 3
Coding region: 1-675 (224 amino acids)
Source: RefSeq, a predicted model, not a curated record